AUGUCUCCAUUUAGUAUAUAUUCAAUUUUAGUUGACAAAACUAAAGAUUCUUCUAAAAAAGAGCAGUUAAGUUUUCUUAUACGAUUUGUAGAUAUAAACUUCAAUAUAUUUGAGAAAGCACUAGGUUGCAGUCACAUGAAAAAAUCUGAUGCUACUUCUCUAGCUCAAGAAAUAGUAAAACCUAUUCAGGAGAAUAAUUUGGACAUCAAUAAAUGCAUUGCUCAAUGUUAUGAUGGUGCUUCAGUGAUGAGUGGUGUUUAUUCGGGGGUGCAACAAAAAAUCAGCGAAAUUGUUCCUCAUGCAGUGUACAUUCAUUGUUAUGCCCACCGAUUAAAUCUUUGUUUGGUUGACUGUAUACAAACUGUGCCCUUAAUAGUUGAUUUUUUUGAUACUAUUCAAAAUCUCUAUAAAUACUUGAUGAAUAGUCAAACUCGUUAUGAACUUUUCAUAGAAGCUCAAAAAAAUAAAAAUGUUUAA
Molecule: messenger RNA, 477 nt
Organism: Macrosiphum euphorbiae (potato aphid)
Lineage: Eukaryota; Metazoa; Arthropoda; Insecta; Hemiptera; Aphididae
Source: the annotation of a GenBank genome assembly